This is a messenger RNA of Lactuca saligna, 339 nucleotides long. Lineage: Eukaryota; Viridiplantae; Streptophyta; Magnoliopsida; Asterales; Asteraceae. The record is from the annotation of a GenBank genome assembly.
AUGCUUGGGGUGAGACGAAAGUACCUCAACUGGGGGUCGGGAGGAGGAUAUGGAUACAAAGAGCCUCGAACCAUUUGGAAAAAUUGGAAAGAAGUAGGUAAUAUCCGGGAGGUGCCUAUGGUUAGGUUUGUCGUGGAGAAUCCCGUCACUGUCUUGAGCAUGGAGCACAUCCUCAUUAAAUGUAUGGGUGAUGGCCCUCUCGAGUCUCCAAUGAGUGCGAUCAUGGAAAAUGAAGUUGGAGACUCGAGAUUCGGGAAGAAUAAGAUAUCUGACCCCUUAAGGAAAAUACCAUGUAAAACCGUCUCUGCUCCUAUGAAGGAUGUGAUCCAUGUUUGUUAG